AUUGCUCCUUAAUCUGCCACCUCAUACGCAAGGAGUCGCUGGAAUAAAAUGUGAAUUCCAUCAGUACGGGAGAGAAGCCACAAAGAUUUUAGGGGAAUUAGAGGAGUCGAUGUAAUAUGCAGAACAGAGAAAAUUCACUACCAGGGAUCAUACCUGCAACUCCAGAUAUUGUAUAUACAAAGCGCAAACAGGAGCUGAUAAUUCUGUAAAAUACUCCAAGUUCCCAUGUGUCAGGCUCUUGAUACAAAAAUGGAACGUUUCAUGAAAAUAGUGCUAGUGACUGAAGAGCUGACAUUCAUUGCCAGUCCAGGAAGUAAGUCAUUUCCAGUCAGUUUUAACCACGUUCUCCUGAGUGAAAUGGCACCUGAAAUCACCAGGGAGGGACUUGCAAGCAAUCCAAAACCCAAGAUUCUGAUGUUUAGAUCUGAAUUUCUAACCUAGGGAAGCUCUGAAUCGGGAUUCGGAUCGACACGGAUCCCCUACAUUUCGGUUUUAUCUCAAUGGAAAGAAAGAGUGAGAGUGCACCACCUCACAAGUUACUCUUAAGUGUUCUGCAGCUAUCUUUGUAAAACCUUAUUCCUGGGGAAACCGUGACCCUUGAGGAGAAGUCAGAUCAUCUUCCUUUCACUUUGCACCCACAUCCCACAGGAAGCACGACGAUGCGGUCUUCAACAAAAUGACGGACAGAGAUGAUGUCAUUUGGCAUCUGUAGCACAUUUUAGGGAGAGAUCCGGGCCUUUUCCAUAAACGGUCCCAGGAUUCUCGAGCUGUGCCCAGCUGACAAGCUUUUGAAGAUGGCACAAUAACAGUCCAGUGAUGCCUGACCAUGACAGCACAGCCCUCUUAAGCAGGCAGACCAAGAGAAGAAGAGUUGACAUUGGAGUGAAAAGGACUGUAGGGACAGCAUCUGCAUUUUUCGCUAAGGCCAGAGCAUCGUUUUUCAGUGCCAUGAAUCCCCAAGGCUCGGAGCAGGAUGUUGAGUAUUCAGUGGUGCAGCAUGCAGAUGGGGAGAAGUCAAACGUUCUCCGCAAGCUGCUGAAGAGGGCGAACUCCUAUGAAGAUGCCAUGAUGUCUUUUCCAGGGGCAACCAUCAUUUCACAGCUGUUGAAAAAUAACAUGAACAAAAAUGGUGGCACCGAGCCCAGUUUCCAAGCCAGUGGGCUCUCCAGCACGGGCUCAGAUUUACAUCAGGAGGACGUGUGUAGCAACUCUUCAAGAGACAGCCCCCAAGAGUGUCUUUCCCCUUUUGGCAGGCCUACGAUGAGCCAGUAUGAUAUGGAUCGGUUGUGUGAUGAACACCUGAGAGCAAAGCGUGCCCGGGUUGAAAAUAUAAUUAGAGGUAUGAGCCAUUCUCCAAAUGUGCCCAUGAGGGGCAAUGAAAAUGAAAGAGAGGGAGCCCCCCGGUCUAUAAGCCCCCGAGAAAGCUAUAGAGAGAACAAGCGCAAGCAGAAGCUGCCCCAGCAGCAGCAGCAGAGUUUUCAGCAGCUGGUUUCAGCUCGGAAAGAGCAGAAGCGGGAAGAGCGCAGGCAGCUGAAGCAGCAGCUGGAGGACAUGCAGAAACAGCUGCGCCAGCUGCAAGAAAAGUUCUACCAGAUCUACGACAGCACAGACUCCGAGAACAACGAGGAUGGCAACCUCUCGGAGGACAGCAUGCACUCUGAGAUGAUAGAUGCCAGGGCCCAGGAUUCUUUGGGCAGGUCAGAUCAUGAGUUGUUUGACUUAGACCCCGGGCAGUUCAUUGACCGUGCCCGAGCCCUUAUCAGGGAGCAUGACUUAGCACCUAAUAAUCAGCCCAAGAGAGAGGGACCUAAAGUCAAAGAUCAUUUCCAUAGCACUUUCCAUCCUGAAGGUAAACAUUUGGCAGAAACGUUAAAGCAAGAACUGAACACUGCCAUGUCCCAGGUAGUGGACACCGUGGUAAAAGUGUUUUCUGCUAAGCCCAUACGCCAACUUCCUCAGGUCUUCCCGCCCAUCCAGAUUCCUCAGGCAAGAUUUGCAAUCAGUGGAGAGAACCAUAAUUUCCACACUGCCAACCAACGUCUGCAGUGCUUUGGCGAUGUCAUCAUUCCAAAUCCCCUGGACACAUUUGGUGGCGUCCAGAUGCCCAAUUCUACAGACCAAACCGAAGCAUUGCCCUUAGUUGUACGGAAAAAUUCAAACGACCAGUCAGCCCCUGGGCCUCCACCUGGCAGCCAUCAUCCUGCGCUACAUCAGUCCCCUCUCUCAGCAGCCGCCAGCUUCUCAUCCUCUUCUUUCCGUCAUCCAUUCCCCCUUCCUCUAAUGGCUUACCCAUUUCAAAACCCAUUGGGAGCUCCAUCAGCCUUUCAAGGAAAAGACAGGUCAUCCCCAGAAUCCCUAGACCUGACUAGGGAAAGCACCAGUUUGAGGACCAAGAUGUCAUCCCACCACAUGAACCAUCACCCGUGCUCCCCAGGUCACCCGCCCAGCUCAACAGAAGGGCUUUCACUAUCCUUCAUCAAGUCGGAGUGUGGAGAUAUGCAAGACAUGUCCGACAUCUCACCGUACUCUGGAAGUGCAAUGCAGGAAGGUCUGUCUCCAAAUCACUUGAAAAAGGCCAAACUGAUGUUUUUCUACACACGCUACCCAAGUUCCAACAUGCUAAAAACUUACUUCUCCGAUGUGAAGGGGUAUUCGGGGAAGAGGAGCCGGGAUGCGGCGGAGAGACCCACCGCUGUUAGACACACAAAAACCGAAACUACCUGUACAGCGACUCCGUCAUUUGGGCUGGGGCAGCUCCAGUUCAACAGAUGUAUUACCUCUCAGCUCAUCAAGUGGUUCAGCAACUUCCGAGAGUUCUACUACAUCCAGAUGGAGAAGUACGCCAGGCAAGCUAUUAAUGACGGAGUAACCAGUACCGAGGAGCUGUCCAUCACUCGGGACUGUGAGCUGUACCGCGCCCUAAACAUGCACUAUAACAAAGCUAACGACUUUGAGGUUCCGGAGAGAUUCCUGGAAGUGGCGCAGAUCACAUUACGAGAGUUUUUCAAUGCUAUUAUCGCAGGCAAAGACGUUGAUCCUUCCUGGAAGAAGGCAAUCUAUAAGGUUAUCUGCAAGUUGGACAGCGAAGUCCCUGAAAUCUUUCGUUCCCCCAACUGCCUACAAGAGCUGCUGCACGAGUGAUAAUCCCGCUGCUGGUUCUGAACGUACAGAACUGACUUUCCAUCGCCCCUUUCUCCUCUAACGCCCCUUUCUCCCCGGUUCCGUGUGCGCCUGUAUGAUUUAACUUGUGCAUCCAUGUGUACUUGCAGCGCACAUGCAUUUAGAUUCUGUAAUGUAAUUUAUUUAUAUCUUUUUCGUUUUAAUUAUAAAAAAAGAAAGAAAGUGA
This is a messenger RNA of Pseudophryne corroboree (corroboree frog), 3346 nucleotides long. RefSeq names its product prospero homeobox 1 (gene PROX1). Gene Ontology annotation, cellular component: nucleus. Gene Ontology annotation, biological process: regulation of transcription by RNA polymerase II. The record is from RefSeq and is a predicted model, not a curated record. Gene Ontology annotation, molecular function: DNA-binding transcription factor activity, RNA polymerase II-specific; RNA polymerase II cis-regulatory region sequence-specific DNA binding. NCBI's taxonomy places the organism in Eukaryota, Metazoa, Chordata, Amphibia, Anura, Myobatrachidae. Bases 817 to 3141 code for a protein of 774 amino acids. The transcript is spliced from 9 exons.